AUGGUCGUUUCCUCGACUAGUGGUCGCCUCGUGCCGCAGCCAUCCAACGUCCACGAAGCCCCAACGACGGAUGGGUGCAACUGCAAGAGGUCCAAGUGUCUCAAGCUGUACUGCCAGUGCUUCGCGAUGCAGGUGGUGUGCACGGCCUCGUGCAACUGCCACCACUGCUACAACAACGCCAACCAGGAGAGCAUGCGCUUGCAGGCCAUCAACGGGGUGCUAGAGAGGAACCCGGCGGCUUUCGACGCCAAGUUCAGGGAAACAGAGAAACACGACGCCGUUGUGCACAAGACGGGCUGCAAGUGCCGCAAGUCGGCCUGCCUGAAGAAGUACUGCGAGUGCUUCAACAAGGGCGUGGCGUGUUCGGAGAAGUGCAACUGCGUGGGCUGUCGGAACACCGUGGCCCUCUACAGCGAGUACCGCGGCGGGGGCGCCGCCGCCGAGCGAGCCAUCCCCAUCGCCCCGGCCCCGAAGCCCAUGCCGAGGCCCCCGAUAGCCACCGGCGGCGGCGGCGGCGGUUGCCGGGACUGCCGCGGCUGCGGCGGCGUUGCACCCCUCGACGGCGGGAAGGAGAGGAGGGAGGGCGGCGCCAAAAGGAGCCGCCCCGGCGUCGGUGGGGUCGAGGGCCUUGCCCGGGAGCAGGACGAGAGCGGGGUCUGGGGCGCGGGCGGAGCUGGAGCGGGAAGCGGCGGCGGCGGUGGCGGAGGCUGCUGCGAUGGAGGAGAGAGAGAGGGAGGCCGCGGCGGCGGCGGCGGCGUUAGCGCUGGCUGCUACAGGCGCUACUGGUGGUGGUGGUGGUGGCAAUGCGGCGUGGAUGGCCGCGGGAGACGAGCCUCUCGCUACUUCUCCGCACAAAGACGUCAUCGAAACCCUAAGCGCGGGCGCUCAGACCUCGGCAAGGACUCAGGCCUCCUCAGCGCUGCCGCCGACCUGGCCGCUCUUAAGGGCGCGUCCCCGCUGAAGCCACCCCGACCGGGCCCUGACGGCCCCAACGAUAACGGCGGUAGGCGGGCAAAGAGCCUCAGGGACCAGUUCGGCGAGGCUUCGUCGUACACCAACGACGAUCCCUCUGAUGCUGCUGCUGCUGCUGCUGGUGGUGGCCCACCACGGCACCACGCCCACGACGAUGAUGGCGGCGGCGGCGGCGGCCGCCGCAGCCGUAACGGCAGCGGCGCCAAGGCUGACUCCCUCGCCGUGCUGACCAUGGCAAUAGGAAAGCAAGCGGAAGCAUCGGCGGCGGCGGCGGCGGCGGCGGCGGCGGAAGCGGCAUCAGGUUUCCGAGUGGGGUCGGGGGGGGCGAGGGGCGAAGAGAGCGAAUUGCCCAAUGUCGACGGCGAUGAUGACGACGACGACGACUCGUCUGACGGGGAAACUAGCCCGCACGGCACGGUGAUGAUGGGGGUGGCGCCGGACGCCUGGGGGGCAGCAGCGAAGGGGAGGAUCGUGGCCGUAGACAUGGUCGGAGAGGUGUCCUGCUCCGAGACGGAGCCGCUUAGCUCUCAGACGAGCUUCUGGGGAUCUCAGCCGUCGGCGCAAGAGGGCACUUCUAGCGCAGAGCGGCCCCCCGGGGCUGCUGCUGCUGCAGCCAUGGAAGGGACGCCGCCGCGGCCAGGCACGCCAACACCCCGUCCACCGGCGGCGACGGCGGCGACGGCGGGGACUAUCAUAGCCGGGGACGAGAAUAUGGCGGCGGCGCCAACAGGGACGGCGGCCGGCGCCGAGUUGCCCGACAUGUCCGAUCACCAAGUCCGCAAGCAGAAGUCGUUGCUGCAGCAACAGCAGCAGCACCGAGGUUCCGCGGGUGUGGACCCAGGGGGACGGCGACACCCGCCGUCAGAGGGGAGUACGGCGGGGAGACCAGCAGCGGCACCUCUGGAGGCGGAAAUAAGCAGCAGCAGCAGCAGCAAUAAUAAUAGUAGCGAGAUAUUCGUGGACGUGGCCGCGGCUAUGCCCUCCUCCCGCGGCCUCUCUCUCUCCGACCAGGUGCUCCGGCAGUCGUCGCCCUCGCCGCCGCCUUCGAUCCUCAGCAGUAAGAGGCCACGCAGCGAGCCGCCGCCGCCACUGCCACAAGAGGGAGGAGUAACACUGCGGGAGGAGGAGGAGGAGGAGACCCCCCGCGACGAGCAGGGGGGGAGUGGUAACGACGCGGUUUCCCCUCCGCGGACCCCCGCGAAACGCCCACGCCCCGGUAGCAGCAGCGGCGGCGACGAAAGGACAGCAGACGAAGCGGCGCCGGCGGGAGCAACAGCAGGCAUCGCCGCGGACGGGGAAGGAGACGCCGGGGGGAGCGACGGGGGGAGCGACGGGGGCGGGGGUCAGCCGGCCGCUGGCGACGGCGGCGAGGGGGGCGUCGCCGCGGGGGAGGGGGGAGGAGG
Molecule: messenger RNA, 2375 nt
Organism: Ectocarpus siliculosus
Lineage: Eukaryota; Phaeophyceae; Ectocarpales; Ectocarpaceae
Source: the annotation of a GenBank genome assembly